AUGAUCAGAGCGUCCCCGCCACCUAAGAAGAAGACGCCUGCACCGCCGAAGAAAUCGACGAAUCAACUGCCGAAGAUCCCCACGAAAAUUCCCGCAGGCGGCUCGAAAUCGCCCCCGCCCAAGCGCAGCGUUUCCCCGCCCAAGCGCGGAGUUUCCCCGCCCAAGCGGAGGACUUCCCCCCCUAAGAAGCGCUCGCCAAUCCUCCCCAAGAAGCGUCCCCCCCCGCCGCACUCCUCCUCCCCGCCUAAGCGGAAAUCCCCCAAGCAGCCGCCCCCCGCUAAGAAACCCCCCCCUAAGCGGUCCCCCCCGAAGUCUCCCCCGCCUGUUUCUCCCCCCAAGCGGCGCAAGCCGUCUUCUGCGCAGAAGUCUCCGCCUCCGCCGAGUCCCCCUCCGCCGUCUCCGCCCACGGGGAGCGGCGGAGUGGACCUGGGGAACGCGCAGAAGGUGCUGAAGAUGCUACAGCCGUACUUCGACGACCCGCAAUUCAUGAUGUUCGCGAUUAACGGAGGUCUCCUCACGUUGAUGGGCAAGGCACUCAAUUCAUCCGAGAAGGUCACCUUCUUCGUGCCCGAUCCCGACACCAUCAAGGACCUGCCCGCCGAUUCGCCGCUGAUCAACGAUCCAGCUAUUGCCACGGCGGUCGUGAACUUCCACGUGGUGCGGGGGCGACAGGUCACCUACACGGAGUUGACUCAGGCCGCCACUGGGACCACGUACAUGACGGAUCAGCACGAGCCUCUGGUGAAGGAUGCAGCGAGCUUCAUGUUCAACGUGGUGCUGCGGCCAAGCCAAGGGCCCUCCCGCGCCACCAUCACCAUGCCCAACGCAUACACGGACGAGAGCAUGCAGCUCCAUCCCACCCCACCCCACCCCACCCCACCCCACCCCCCAGGUGCACGUACUCGACUCACUGCUCAUCCCAGACUCGGUCUACUUCGCCCCUCCAACACCAUCCCCUACAAUCACCCUUCCACCAAACCCUCCCCAGCCAUCCCCUUCGGCAACCCCUACCCCACCAUCCGCACCGUCAAACCUUCCCAUAGCAUCCCCACCGCCACCACCGGUGGCAGCAGAGAAGCAGACCACGGCCGUGGCAACACCAACCCCUCCUCUGUCCAGUUCAGAUCCCAACACCACUGUGCCACCACCACCUGCGCAGUGACUCUUGAGGUGCUGUUAAGGGCAGCAGAGAAGCACCCCUCACACGUGGCAACAGCAACCCCUCCUCCGUCCAGUUCAGAUCUCAACAACACGGUGCCACCACCACCUGCGCAGUGA
Closterium sp. Naga37s-1 is the source of this 1278-nucleotide messenger RNA. Lineage: Eukaryota; Viridiplantae; Streptophyta; Zygnematophyceae; Desmidiales; Closteriaceae. The record is from the annotation of a GenBank genome assembly.